This is a messenger RNA of Bolinopsis microptera, 5166 nucleotides long. RefSeq names its product zinc finger protein 91-like. The transcript has 2 exons. Gene Ontology annotation, biological process: positive regulation of transcription by RNA polymerase II. The record is from RefSeq and is a predicted model, not a curated record. Bases 1083 to 4040 code for a protein of 985 amino acids. Gene Ontology annotation, cellular component: nucleus. Lineage: Eukaryota; Metazoa; Ctenophora; Tentaculata; Lobata; Bolinopsidae.
AGGAAAUGGUUUCAAUGAGAUUGUACACUUAACUGACUCACAAUGACAACUACCGAAGUUCCUCCAGAUGGUAAGAAUAUUGGAGCAGAUUUCUAUAUUUGCGAAUUUUGUAACUUCUCAGCAAAUCGACUGGUGACAUUUACUGCUCAUAUUGCAAAAUGCGCCGAAAAGUUUCCUGAUUGUUUCACUUGCAGCAUGUGCAUCUAUCAAUCCAAAGACUUUGACGAAUUUCAAGAGCACUGCAAAACACAUAUUGGACAUGAAAAAGUGUUUAACUGUCUUCAUUGUUCAUAUGUUUCAUCUUCUCAAUCCGAACUGGCAAAGCAUUCUAUUCCUUGUGCCAAAAAAUCAUCCAACAGCAAUGUUAAGAAUGACAGACGUGAAUCGAGUGAAUAUGACUGUCGUGAUUGCAAUUUUUUCUGUAACUCUAGUGAGCAAUUUGAAAAACACAUGUCAGCUCGUCACAGUGUGGUCUGGGACUAUAGUUGUUUUCACUGCACUUACAGGGUUCAGUCUUAUUCUUUGUUCAGUAAUCACAUUUCCCGUUAUCACCCUGAAGUUUUGGCACCUGAUCCUAAUGAUAACGAUGAAAAUGAUAACGAAGUUGGGCCAUCAGAACAACCUUGUCUCAUUGACUGUAUUUAUUGUGAAUACUCAUCUGAAUCUCAAAUUGAUGUUCAUGAGCAUAUGAAACGGAAACACCCUGGAGGCGUGAAAACACACAAUCCAAAUAAAAGGCCCAGACUUGAACCUGCUAUUAAAGUUGAACUGUCGAGAGAAGAAACGUUUGACUCAAAACCGAUCCUCAAAAUUCGAAAAAAGAAGUUUGUUUGUAGUGAUUGUCCUUUCAAAACUGCUAGUAAUGCAACAUAUCUUCGCCACAGAAAAAGCCACAUCAACUCUGUUUCAUAUCAGUGUAAUGUUUGUGAAUUCAAGACUGGCUCCAUAGUUCUGGUAAAGAAACACAUGAAAAGUUCUCAUACCUCUUCAUCUGCAUCAGACUGGAAAGUGUUAAAAAACGGCAUUGAAAACAAAGAUUUUUUACCAGUGUUUGAGUACAAAUGUGACCAAUGUUCUUAUGAAUGUGGCAAUCAUUUGGCACUAAGAAUCACAAAAAGGUUCAUAUGCCCAAGUCUCUCAAGUGUGAUCAUUGUGACUUUCAGACAAGAAAUUGGUAUUUUAUGAACAAGCAUGUUUCUCAUCAUCAUCCUGAGAAGAAAAUCGAUGGGCAAAGUAAGCUUCCUAAACCAAAAUCUCCAGCUAAGAGUGAGAAAAAGGCAAGUGGUAGUCUCACUUUUAAAUUUUUUAAGUGUGAUAGAUGUGGUUUUAUUGCAAGACAUCAGAAGAAUCUUGAGAAGCAUAUUAAUUCUCAUGAUGCUGAGUUUAACUACAAAUGCCCCCAUUGCCUUUUCAUAAACACUUGUUUCAAAACAUUCCGUAUGCACAUGAAUAAGUUCCAUCCAAAAGAAAAGGUUUCUAUGAAGAGGAACCCUCUAGAAAAGUACAAGCAUCAAUGUGAAAAAUGUGGAUACGAAACUAACAGCCAGGAAAAGUUACGGAAGCACACAAUCGACCAUGAUGAGGGUAGAUUUUAUCAUUGUGAAAUCUGCAACUACAUUGCAGUUUCACACAUUAAAUUAGGAAAGCACAUGAAAUUGAAGCAUCCUGAAACUCUGGUAAAAAAGUGCACCCAAUGUGAAUACACUACCAAUAGGUCUAAAAAUUUCAAAGCUCAUCUUCAAGCACAUAAAGAUCCUGAUGCGUUCAAGUGUACACUUUGCAGUUUUAUUAGUUCAAGUCAACGGCAGUUUGCCACCCACAUGUCCACUAAACAUCCUGAAGAGCAGAGUUCCUUUGAGAUCGAAAGUUCCCCCACAAAAGAAAGCAAAGAAGAACCUGCAGCUAUCGUUAGACAAUUGUACAAAUGUGACAAGUGUCUUUAUUCUAGCAACAGAGAGGCAAUUCUUGAAGUCCAUCUCCGGUGUCAUGGAAACCCAAGCUGCUUGAAAUGCGAGCACUGCUACUUCUUGACUCUUCACAAGUACUCACUGGAAAAGCAUUUGUUUGAAAAGCAUGCUAUAAAGAAGGUUUACAGCUGUCAAAAGUGCAAUUUCACGACCAAGCGAAUGGAAUUCUACAGAAAUCACACCCGAGCUCAUGACAGCAAGUACUCAUACACUUGUGGAACAGAAGAGUGUAAUUAUUUGACAGUAAAACAUACAUCCUAUGUUAGUCACAUGAGAAAAGAGCAUCCUGAUGAAGAGCUACUUCCGGAAAGAAAGCCAGGGCAAUCUGAUGAAGAAGAUGAUGACAGUGAUGCUGAAGAUGAGAGUGAGAACAAGGUCGGAGAGGGUUCAGACAAAGAUUCAGAUGAAGAGGAAGACAGUGGUUAUUCUUGUGAACUUUGCAGUUUUACCACAAUCUAUCCGAAAUCUAUGGAAACGCAUGCCAAGGCACACCAAAGUGAUAAAGCAAUAAAGUGUGAACUGUGUGAUUACAUCACUUUAUCCUCCUCCUGCUACAAGUCCCAUGUUAAAACAAAUCACCCUGAAAGCAAGCUGAAGUACCGACUGUACAAGUGUAACAAGUGCAAGUACACCACAGGAAACAGUCCUUCAUUUAAAAGUCACCAGAAGGCUCAUAGCAGCGAAAACCAAUACAAAUGCAAGCACUGCCUGUAUCUCACAGUGUUUUAUCAUUCUAUUUGUGGACAUAUGGCAAAGAAUCAUCCUCGUGAAGUGAACGACGUGGUGAAGCACGAUGCCCCAGAAGGGUAUUUCAAGAAAGAGGAAAAGCAGUAUAAUCACUACUGCACCCUGUGUCCGUUUAAGUGUAUGUAUUACAAACUAUAUUGCAAUCACUUGGAGCAGGCUCACCCUGGUGCAAAGAAUGAGUACGAAGCUGAACACGACAAGAAGAGGCUGAGUAAAGGAAGUGACAAGCUUUACUUCUGCAAGGAUUGUGAAUUCCAAACUGACAUUGCUCUGGAGAUGGAGGACCACCUGCCCACACAUACUCCAGACCAGUUCUACGUUUGUAGUUUGUGUAACUUUCAAACUCAAGAAAAAACUUUAUUUGAGGACCACCAAACUAAAGAACAUCAUUCUAAUGGGUCAACUUGUGAAAGUGAUCUGGUCUAUAUUUGCCCAUGCUGCGCAUUUAAGACAAGCAGUCUCGAAACUUACAACAUUCACCUGGUUGCUCACCCUCUCAAAGAAAAGGUUCUUAUCGAACAGAAAGUCCUCAACAAGGAACCUAAGCUUCCAAUAAAUUAUCAGUAUAUUUGUGAAACUUGUGGCUUCCAAGCAGUCAAUGCCAAACAGUUAGAAUACCACGUAUUGGCUCAUCAGAGUGAUACGUGCUAUGAUUGUGAUCAGUGUAAAUUCAAAACGAUCAACAGACAAAGUUACAGAAAACAUGUUAAAGUGGCCCAUGGAGUGAUUCUUCCCCUUGGAAGACCUCUAAAGAGAAAUGAUUCUGGUGACUCGAACUCUAGUUCUUCUCUUUCCAGGGCAGUAAUCGCCAAACCAGAGAAGUAUAAGUGUAAUGAAUGUGGCUUUGAAAGCAACAGCAUAAGUGCUUACAAUAAUCAUGCAGAUGCUCAUCUGGCACCAAACUCCUUAAAGUGUCCUCAUUGUCUUUAUCGGACUGUCCGGUGGGUUAACCUCAAAUCUCACCUGUCAAGAGUGCACCCAAAUGAAGCUAAAACUAGUCGUGAGGAGAUAACAGGAGUGAAAGGAGACUCCUCGUUGGAGGACUCCCUGCUCUACAGUUCUCCUACCAUGUUCAGGAUGAACCCACGCCCAUUCUCCUCUUCGACUCCUUACAAUGUUAAAUCUACCUUCCCCUCAGUAGCCGCCUUCUCUUCAGUACCAGUCAUGAUGCCUAGAGAUGACUCCAAUCUUCCCUCCACUUCAGGGCCUGAGGAAAUGAUCAUAGAGGAGGUUGUAACGGAGGAGGUUGUAUUGGAAGAGGUGGUGACAUCAGACAAUGUUUCUACGCCUUUAGACGACAACGAUGAUGAAGAAAUCAGCUUCUAAUGUGUGUGCAGGGUUAGGGUUAGCUGUUGGUUAUAGUAAUGACUGAUAUUGAUAAUUCAACAUAUCGCCUGGAACUGGCCAGGAAAUUAAGUGUACUCAUUAUGAAUGCAGUGUGUGUGUGUGUGUGUGUGUUAGAGUGUAAUGAUAAUUGUUCAUUAGGGCGAUUAUUUGCUUGCAAUUGUUAGAUCAAAUAAUGAUAUGUAUUUGUGAGAAUGAGCACAACUUUAUAGCUUUAUUAUAUUGAAUACGUUUAAGUUAGAAAGUUACAUAAUAAUAAUAAUAUCCAAUCUGACAGACUUAAGACUUGUCUAUUUACACUAUAGUGGAUAUAAUAUGUGUAAUUUGAUACAAAUGGAGAUGUAUCGCACUAAUAACCAAUUAUUGUAUUCAUAAUCAGUAAAGCACACGGUUCAAUGAUGUGUGAUCAUAAUUAUUAUAGGUAAUUAGUAUUGCUAAAUUUGUGAUCUCAAUUUUUCUAAUUACGAAUUUCCGACUUUUCAUUAGUACUAACAGACGGGAAUUUUAUCCAGUUUUCUAGAAUUUGAUCAGUUUAUAUAAUACCAUGUAAACUAUAAUAUUACCAGUUUAGUACAUUAGUUAUCACAAUUCACGUUUAGUUACACAACAAAUUUUUUGUUAUAUUUAAAAAUUUAAUGUGGGAUAAUACUCAUUUUUAGAUAUAAAUUCUAAGAACUCAUAAAUUGCUAAAAUUUGUUUUAUUGAUUUGAUUAUUUUUACUAUGAUUAUAAUUGUCACCGUCCGCAAUAGUAAUGGGACCAUAUUUGGUGAUUUUUGAUGCAUGAUGUGAUCAAUGAAUUAUAUUUAGACUCAGAUAGACAAUUAAAGAUGAAGGUCCUCCCGAAUCAUAAUUCAUAAUGGUGUGUGAUAGUACUUUAUUUACUUAUUUACGCGAGUAAAGAGUUAUAGAAUUAUACUAUAUCUGACUUGAAAAUUAAUGAUGUUUUCUAAAUUGAAGUCUAAAAUUUGUAUACGAUUUCCAACCAUUAUAUAAUUUUCUGAAAAUCUUUGCAAAUACAAUUUAAAUUAUCAAAGCGUUUACAAUUUUCGUGCCACUAACUUCAUUUAUAGUAAUUUAAUAAUCUACAAAUUUACCAUAUAUUAUACA